Messenger RNA from Lathyrus oleraceus (garden pea), 552 nucleotides. RefSeq names its product auxin-induced protein 10A5. Gene Ontology annotation, biological process: response to auxin. The transcript has a single exon. The record is from RefSeq and is a predicted model, not a curated record. Bases 86 to 355 code for a protein of 89 amino acids. Lineage: Eukaryota; Viridiplantae; Streptophyta; Magnoliopsida; Fabales; Fabaceae.
UCACAACCAACACAAGUCUUUUACAUCCUAAGCAAUUACAACUCAAUAUCUAUUUCUCAUCCAGUCCUUUAAUAUAAAAGAAACAAUGGGUUUCCGCAGUAUUAUGAGAAGAACGUCAUUUUCCAGAACCCAAGGAUCUACCAAGGGAUUUGAAGUCCCUAAAGGCUAUCUUGCCGUCUAUGUUGGAGAAACAAUGAGGCGGUUUGUGAUUCCAGUUUCAUACUUAAACCAACCAUUGUUUCAAGAAUUAUUAAAUGAAGCAGAAGAAGAAUUUGGAUAUGAUCAUCCCAUGGGUGGACUCACAAUCCCGUGCAGUGAAGUUGAAUUCCUAAACCUCACUUCUCGUUUGAAUUGAGCGGAAAAUCAUGAUAAUGAAGAUUUAGAUAGAUUAGUGUAGGCUAAUUUGAGUAGAAGGCAUUUUUUUCUAUUAGGAAUUUUUUUCUCAUUUAAUUUGUGCCUUGGAUCAAUCGUUCCUACGGAAACAGAAGAUGUUCCCUGAAUGAGAAUGUUAUGACUUAUGACAACAUAUUAUUGUUAAAUCAUUUUUAACUU